AUGUCUACCGGCCACUCACACGAAGGCGCGUCGCAUUCGCAUUCGCACGAGGCUGCGGAUCACGGCCACACGCAUGAGAUCCUCGAUGGGCCGGGGAGCUACCUGGGCCGCGAGCUGCCCAUCAUCGAGGGAAGAGACUGGGAAGACCGGUCCUUCACUAUCGGAAUUGGAGGACCAGUAGGCUCGGGCAAGACGGCCCUCAUGCUAGCCCUCUGCAAACACCUCCGAACACGCUUCUCCAUAGCCGCGGUAACAAACGACAUCUUCACGCGAGAAGACUGCGAGUUCCUCACCAAGAACAAUGCCUUGCCCGCUGAGCGCAUCGUCGCUGUCGAAACGGGAGGCUGCCCCCAUGCCGCCGUUCGCGAAGACAUCUCCGUCAACCUCAUGACGCUCACAAACCUGCACCAAAAGUUCAACACGGACCUCCUGCUCAUCGAGUCCGGCGGCGACAACCUCGCUGCGAACUACUCGCGCGAACUCGCCGACUUCAUCAUCUACGUUAUCGAUGUCUCGGGUGGUGAUAAGAUCCCCAGGAAGGGUGGUCCGGGUAUCACGCAAUCAGACCUUCUGGUCGUCAACAAGAUCGAUCUUGCCGAGGCCGUCGGUGCGGAUCUGGGUGUCAUGGAGCGGGAUAGCAGGAGGAUGCGUGAGGGUGGACCGACUAUCUUUGCGGUCGUCAAGAGGGAUCAGGGUGUGGAUGCUAUUGUGGACUUGAUUCUGUCAGCGUGGAAGGCUUCUGGUGCGACGCAGGCCAGAAAGGAGAAGUUCGAGCCUACGUUGAUGGAAGAGAAGUGA
Alternaria incomplexa is the source of this 798-nucleotide messenger RNA. RefSeq lists its product as uncharacterized. Lineage: Eukaryota; Fungi; Ascomycota; Dothideomycetes; Pleosporales; Pleosporaceae. The record is from RefSeq and is a predicted model, not a curated record. Gene Ontology annotation, molecular function: nickel cation binding; GTPase activity. Bases 1 to 798 code for a protein of 265 amino acids. The transcript is spliced from 3 exons.